UGUGCAUCACUAUCUUCUUGUUUAGUGCCGCGUGAUUGUGCAUGUUCGACGUUUACAAAAAUGAACCGGUCGAUGCGCGCGAUGACUGUGUCCAUCGCUGUUGUAGUAUCGCUAAUUGGAACCAAAUUAGUGCAUUGUGAUCAAUGGCCGUUCCCUGAAAGCGAGGAGUACACUCUGGCCCACAUCAACGUGUCUUACAUCGAUUCUGCCGCAGUCCACAACGAUGGAGCGGAUAUGGGCAAAUUCGGCAACGGCAGAGUCGGCAGCACAGCCGGACUCAUCGUUCACGUUCGUUCGGCUAAUUCGAGCUCACAUUAUGGUUGUGAUAUGACCUACGAAAACGAGAUACCUGUGGUGCCGUGGAUUGCUCUGGUUCGCCGUGGUCGCUGCAAUUUCGACGACAAAUUGGAGGCGGCUUUUUUAAACAAUGCGUCCGGUCUGGUCGUCUACAACAACAAAGAGGACGGCCUCCAGAAAAUGACGUUGCGCAAUAAAUAUCGUGACAAAAUCGUGGCCGUGUUUAUCACGCGCGCCAAAGGUGAAGAAUUGGCAGCUUUGGUCGACAACGGCACGCGUGUCAUGAUGCAAGUGACGGUCGGCGCUCAUUACACUUACCGUUUCACUAAUAUCAACAGGACAUCGGUAAUGUUCGUUUCCAUCUCUUUUAUCGUUCUGAUGAUGAUCUCCCUGGCCUGGCUCGUCUUUUACUACAUCCAGCGUUUCCGCUAUUUGCACGCAAAGGACCGCCUGUCGCGCGAGUUGACGAGUGCUGCUCAGAAAGCCCUUUCCAAAAUCCCCACCAGGGCCAUCAAAAACACUGACAAGGAAGUUUCCGAAGCUGAAUGUUGUGCCGUUUGCAUCGAGCCCUACAAAGCCAACGAUGUUGUUCGAUUAUUGCCUUGCAGGCAUGAAUUUCAUAAAGUGUGCGUCGACCCAUGGUUAUUAGAGCACCGGACCUGCCCCAUGUGCAAAAUGGAUAUCCUGAAACACUACGGCUAUGUGUUUACUGGAAGUCAAGAAAGCGUCGUCAAUAUGGAUUUAGACGCGCCCAUCAUCUCAGGGUUGCGACCAGGCCAUCGCAGAGGAAACGCUUCGCCGGUGGUCGUUCCUGCUGGCCAACAUUCCACUCAUCAACGGUCACCUAGCGUGACCCCCGAUAUCCAGCUCACAUCAGAACAGCCUUCAGCCAGAAUUAGCCGAACAGACACGUUGGAGCCGAUUCGUCGCGAAGCGAGUGAUUCACCGUCCACACGUCGUUACUGGUCAUGGCCACGAUCUUUCUCCAGUCGGAAUAACCCUCCUAUUUCAACAGACCCAGACGUCGUUGAAGAUGCUGCUGUUUCAGUACCAACAGCUGUCGAAACUCAAGUGGAGAUUGUCUGCGAAUCUCCUGUUGCAGCAUCGGCUACGCCCAUCGGUACCGAUAGCCGUUCGAACGUCGUCUAGUAUUAUCCAUCUUGUAUUUUGGUUUUUCUCAAGUCGUUUAUAUAGUCUUGCGCUGUGUAUAUACCCUCACUCCGACGCGAACAUGUCACCCAUUGCAUCAACAGUCAUUUGUGCUGUGAAAAAUCGUAGUUCCGACCCAAAUGUGAACGACAAGUAGGGAAUCGAACUUGAUAUUUUGACUGUAUUUCGAGCGUGAUUUUUUUGUAAACUGACGGAGAAGGAUGCAUGCUUCGCGAAUUGUGAUAUUCUCCAUUGUUAUCAAGUAUGGAGGAGAUUUUACGAAAUGUCUGGCCGACUCGUUUGGUUGGAAGGCGUCGAAAUCCGAUCUGUUCGAAUCAGAAUUUCCAUCUGAGCCAAUCGCCCAUUCAAAGAUUCGGGGAAUGUGUAAUCUUUUUCGGGUGUAUUCGUUAAUUGUUCGUUCUCUCUUAUGUCUCUUUAAUAUCCAUUUGGGUGAAGAUAAUAUUACAUUGGUCUGUACAUAAUUUCAAAUUUUAAUCAAUACAUAUGGACAGUAUUCCACCAA
Daphnia carinata is the source of this 1969-nucleotide messenger RNA. RefSeq names its product E3 ubiquitin-protein ligase goliath-like (gene gol). The transcript is spliced from 10 exons. NCBI's taxonomy places the organism in Eukaryota, Metazoa, Arthropoda, Branchiopoda, Diplostraca, Daphniidae. The record is from RefSeq and is a predicted model, not a curated record. Bases 61 to 1446 code for a protein of 461 amino acids.